Closterium sp. NIES-65 is the source of this 2142-nucleotide messenger RNA. The record is from the annotation of a GenBank genome assembly. Lineage: Eukaryota; Viridiplantae; Streptophyta; Zygnematophyceae; Desmidiales; Closteriaceae.
AUGGGCGUGAGUACAGCUAUUGAUCCUUCCCCUGCUCCCCUGCUCCCUUGUUCUUCCCCCACCGAUGUGAGCGUCAACAGCCUGUACGGGCGCAUCAACCACAACUUCAAGAGCAUGGUGGCGGAUGGCGAUGCGCUCAUCAACUUGGCUCACAACUUCUUCUUUGGUGAUGCCCUGCUCCUCGCUGCCGGCUGCCAGGUCUGCCCCGCUAACAUCACCAAGCCCAACAACCUGGUCCUUGGGGACAUGGGCGUCGGCGCUGUUGGGAAAUGUGCCAGCAGCUUCACUGCCGUACGAGAUUACUCGGUGGCAGGGGCGGGAAAGGAGGCGAGGGUGAGUGCGGCGGGCAACUGCCUGACGCUCAGCCCGGACGCGGAGUGCGCAGCCAACGCCACCCAGCGCAGCACGGCAGCCUGCCAAGCGUUCUGCAGCAUCACGGACAACGGCCCGUGUGACGGCCAUGGGGAGUGCGUGCCGCCUGCCCCCGCCUCCCCCUCCAACUUCACCUGCCUCUGUGACGCCGGCUACUCUGCCCUCGACUCGGGCAACGGCUCUGAAGAAAGUGGAUCGGGUUCUUCAAGCGGAGACAUGGAGGGCUUGGAAAGAGGAGGAAGGGUGAAGUCAAUGGGUUCAGAAGGAGAGGGUAGGACCUUGAGCAGUGAGAAAAGUGAAGGAUUGGAAGGAGCUGAAGGGGAUGGUGGUGAGGAACUAGAGGUGCAAGGGGAAGGACGAGCUGAAGAAGGAGAGGAGAGGGAUGGAAGGUGGAAGACUUGCGGCGUCAAGGGCAGAGGAAGAUUGGAAAACAAAGGAGGAGGAGAAGAGGUUGCUGGUGCUGGCAGAUUUGGAGAUGGGGGGAGGAGGGUGGUGGAAGAGGUCAUGGGAGGUGAACGAGAGGGAGGGGAGGUUGGGUCUGAGAGGGAAGGGGGUGGAGGAGGAGGCGGAGAGGAUGAUAUGGGUGGUGGAGAUGACGAUGGAGGUUCUCGAGGGGAAGAGGAGGAGGAGGAGGAGGAGGAGGAGGAGGAGGAGGAGGAGGAGGAGGAGGAGGAGGAGGAGGAGGAGGAGGAGGAGGAGGAGGAGGAGGAUGGUGAAGAUGAAGAGAGUAGCGACGAGAGGAGUCCAGGUGGGGAGGAUGGAGCCGUGGCUGGUGCUGAAAGCAAUGCUCCACCUGCGCCGUUUUCAACUCCUCCACCACCACUGGUGAGUGAAGAAAUCCUCAAGCAGCUAGGGGAGAAGUUCAGAGUAGAAGCUGUAUUAGCUCAAGUGAGCAGCAAAGUGUCCUUGCUCUCCACGGGCGCCAUAGUGGGUAUCGCUGUGGGCUGCUUUGCUGGCUUCGAUCUGCUGGCUGCUGUGCUCUCAUGCCUACUGUGGCCCCGUGGACAAAGGAAGUGGCAGGGGCUGGAAGUGUGUGAGCAGUACACGCUACACCAGAUGGUGAAGGCCACGGACAACUGGGCCAAGGAGAACGAGGUGCGGGCCAUGGCGACACUCAACCACGUGAAUCUGGUGCGGCUGCUGGGCUUCGGUGUGGAUCAGAAUGUGGAGACGGGCAAUCAGGAGCAGAUCUUGGUUUAUGAGUUUGUGGCUAACAGAGACUUGCAGUACCACAUUUUCAAGACCAAGAACCCUCUCUCGCUGCGGCAGCGACUGCGCCUGGCGCAAGGAGCAGCGGAGGGGCUGGCAUACCUGCAUGGGUUCGAAACGCCCAUCAUCCACCGCGACAUCAAGCCCGCCAACAUCCUCGUGACGGCCGACAUGCACGCCAAGGCAGUCCAGAAAGUUGAGGCAUAUGCGCUGGAUGAGCUCAAGGACAGCAAGCUAGACGCGAGCGAGGAGGCCAUAGUGGCCUUUGCCGAUCUCGCUCUGGACUGCGUCAAGAUGCCCGGCACACGGCGGCCCGACAUGAAGGCGGUGGCUCACUCCCUCAGCGCCCUCAUUGACCAGUUCUACCCAAACAAGGAGCCGUGCGAGUUAGUGGAGAAGCUUUCAACCUUGGGGAGCCAAUCCAGCCAGUCUACAGAUCUCUCUGGUGGGACUGUAGGGCACAGUAGCAUCAAUCAGAUUGGCAGCUCCUCCAAUGGCCUUGGUUCCAGGUUCCGUGUGCUAGGAAGUUGGAUGCAGCAUCGAUUUUCAGAAGGAUAUUGA